Molecule: messenger RNA, 1570 nt
Organism: Scleropages formosus (Asian bonytongue)
Lineage: Eukaryota; Metazoa; Chordata; Actinopteri; Osteoglossiformes; Osteoglossidae
Product: T-cell surface antigen CD2-like
Exons: 3
Coding region: 12-821 (269 amino acids)
Cellular component (GO): membrane
Source: RefSeq, a predicted model, not a curated record
UUGUCUGUUAUAUGCUGCGCUGGUGUGCUUUUGAAAGGUCACAGUUCUCGAAAGAGCAACCUGAAACUCAAAGGAUGGUGAAGGUGUUGAUCUUGGCUGCUGUCUUAGUGGCCAUGACUGCUACAGCCCAAGAGAACCAGGAGCCCUGCACUUUCAAACCAGUUGGAGGCUCUGCGACAAUCCUGCUGCAGAGUACUAACCUGGAUCCUGCUUUGGAACUCAUCUGGAAGCUGAACAAUACAAAAAUCUUCCAAAGGAAGAGAGGCAAAGUUUCCAUGGGAAACGAGAGUGAUGUGACGAAAGAGGGUUCCCUGAAACUCCGGAACCUGCAGCUACAGCAUGCCGGGUUGUACGAAGCAGAGGUGUAUGACACAAAGGGGAAACAGGUCAUAUGUAAAGAGGCAAUGCUUUGUGUCAUGGAGAGGGUCUCCAGACCAAUGUUGAACUACAGCUGUGAUGAGGAUGUGGUGCUCACCUGCCACUCUGACAGCCAGGUUGGACACGUGAUGUUUAAUUGGACACGAAACAGCCAGGUGAUGGAAGGGGAGGAGGGACCCACUGUCACAGUGCCUGGGCGAUCAGGCCUUGGGGACAUGUUCUCCUGCUUGGUGUGGAACAAGGCCAGUGCUGAGAGCAGCAGCAAUGUCACCAUCGCGUGUGAGGAUCCAACACCUUCUUACACAAAGGAUCCCUCAAACCUGAAGUCCUACCGGAGUAACAGCAGCCCUGCAGCUACAUCUGGAAACCACCUUCCCCUGCCAUCAUUGGGACAGUUUCUCCAGUUCUAUAUCUUCACCUUUACUCUGACCACAUAUUUCUAAAUCUAUGUGUUUCAAGCAGAAAAGUUUGCAUGUGUUUCUGGACUGUCAGUGUUAUGUAUUAUUAUACUUUGAACUGUUUUAUAACCUCCCUGUUUCAUUAUGUUUCACUGUUUGCAAUGUGAAACGUAUAAAUUCUUUUAUUCAUUCAUUCAUAAUCAAUAACAACUUGUCCUGUGCAGGGUGGCGAUGAUCCGGAGACCAUCUAAGAAGCAUAGUGCAUGAAACAGGAUACCCCCUGGAGGGAACACCGCACCACCAGAGGGCAAUCAUACACACGUUCACACACUUAAGGAGCUUUAGAAUCAACAUUCCAUCUGAAUCACACCUUUGGACUGUAAGAGGGAAAUAGAACACCUGGAGGAAACUCAUGCAAACACCUGUGAGAGCCAGCAGAGUCUAUGAAGACUCGCCUGGUGUCAAAUCAGUGCCUGAACCCACAGUCCAGGAGUUGAGCAGCACAGGCACUACCUGUUGUGUAGCCACCCAGUACAGAAAUAGUUCAGGAAUUUUUUUGCACAUUCCUUCUUCUGCCAAUCGGAUUUUGUUGAGGUUUUGGUUAAAUGGGAUCAAGGUUAUAUUUUAUGCUUUUUUUAAGUUUUCGCAGGCUUCAUUUAUAAAGGUGAUUCGAUGCUCUCUCAUGGAAAGCUAUACUCUCUGCUCCUUUCUUGGUCAAUAUCCAUUGCUAUUAAAUCUUGAGGAUUCUUAAUCGAUGCUUCUACGUAAUAAUGUCAUUGUCAAAUUGUGCUUCA